Molecule: messenger RNA, 789 nt
Organism: Mitosporidium daphniae
Lineage: Eukaryota; Fungi; Microsporidia
Exons: 1
Coding region: 1-789 (262 amino acids)
Source: RefSeq, a predicted model, not a curated record
AUGCAGAAAAAAGCCAAAGUUUUACUUGCGCUCGUCGGCGGAGCGAUCUUUGUUUUGGGGGUUGCACUUAUCUUUAUAAGCUCUUACACCUCAAAAUACAGCAAGAGCCCUUCAACGGUCGACAUAUCGGUUGUAAACGACGAGCCUGAACGCGGUCAUUUAGAGACCAACUCAACCAUCCUUUUGCGGAACUCUCCUUUGGUGCCGUCAGCCAUUUUAAAUGAAAAUUCAAGCAACUCAAAUGACAUUCAAAAUGCUAAAAGCAUGCACUUGUCCGAUAUCCUGUUUUCCAUCUUUUUAAUUGGCCUAGCUACAUUCUUGCUUUGGUAUCCUAGCUAUCUUAGCCAAGACAUGCCUUCCAAACUCGACUUUCAUAAUGCCUGUGGGAUUUAUUCUCGCCACAUUUCCCCGAUCUCCUUUUUCGGCAUUCAUGUUGUCGACCUUUUCGGCAUUGCAGUGAUGUUUGUGUUGAUAGUUGGCUUUUUUCUCUGGAUUUUCGGGGUUGAUCCAUAUAUUUUUAUUCAAAUUCCUGAAUAUGUCAAAAAAAUUGUUUUGGACUGCAUCUGGUUCCCCGUGUUAAGCUUUUUAGAAGGAUGCCAUAAUGGUAUUCUCGCAAUCUUUAACGCGAAAACGCUUUCAGGUGUUAUGGAAAAUAUCAUUGCAUAUAUUAGAUCAACCGUAUUUUGGGAGAAACUUAGUUCAAUGGCAAACUAUUAUUUCGAUGAUGUUUUGCAAAAAAUUAUAAAUUUUCUUAUGGGAAUGGCAAGAAGCUCUUCAAAAGCCGCUUAG